Messenger RNA from Teleopsis dalmanni, 1554 nucleotides. RefSeq names its product hybrid signal transduction histidine kinase I-like. The record is from RefSeq and is a predicted model, not a curated record. The coding region runs from base 1 to 1554 and encodes 517 amino acids. The transcript has 7 exons. NCBI's taxonomy places the organism in Eukaryota, Metazoa, Arthropoda, Insecta, Diptera, Diopsidae.
AUGAUCGCGUGUCCUGUAUCAAUUCUAGACCAGCGUGAAAAAGCAUUUAGUCUAGUUGCUACAAUCUUAGCUUGCUGUUUUACAAAAAGCAGCGAUGGCAACCAGUUAAGCAGAGUCCUGAAUGGUGCACUUUCAGAAAAAUUUGGAAUAAAAUCUGGCGUACGUCAAGGUGAUUCUCUAUCGACGCUCCUAUUCAAUCUGACUCUACAUGCAGCUAUCAACGAAAUAGAUCAAGGUGACGAAAACCGUGAUAUUAACAUGCACUCCGAAGACGACAUCAAACGCCAAAGACUUAUAUAUAACGGUGAUCAGAUCUAUUCAAAUAUAUGGUCAGGUAAAUGGUGCAUUAAGGAUGAGCAUAAACUCUUGUCGGAGUUAGGAAACUUAACAGCAAACAGCGCCACAUCUUAUUAUGAUACUCAUAACGGAUUUUCUACUCCAGCAACGGGAAAUACAACUGACUCAAUAUUGUACGAUAGUAUAACAACAAUAUCACAAAGUCAAGGUUCAUUAUAUACGCCACCAAUUGGAGCACCACUAGGCAGUGCUACCCUUACCCCUUUGGUGCCCAUUAACAUGCAAGAUCUGAAACUUAAUCCAAAUUCCCAUGACCAGAAUUCGUCACCUUUUUAUACAGCUAUUGCCAUAGAAAAUAGUCACUAUACUACUUUAGCACAUAUGGAUAAUGUAAUUAGCUCCCCAAAUACACAACCCUCCUCAAAUAUAGUAACAAAUUCAAUGGAGGUCAUCAGUGACUUGGGUGUAUCUCCUCCAGGACUUAUUGCAAUAAUUGAUGAAAAUAAUUCAACAGUAAAUAGUCGGCAAAGCAACAAAUCUGCAUCAAUAAGUGCAAACAAUAGGUCUGAAUCUACGCGAUUUUCAAAAUAUAAAAAUAAUGUGAUAAAUGAAAUCGAUCGAAACACCACAUCGGAACAACAGCAACAACAUGUACACCAAAAUCAAGUUGACCAUCACUCACACCUACUACAGCAACAAGAGCAACAAAAGCAUACAACGAACACAGUAGACAUACCCGCUAACAAUAAUAACGAUUUAGAUAGCUCCAACGUAAAUGGCUCACAGAACCCGCAACAUCAUCACAGUCGGCAGCAUUCACAGAACACUUCGACUCCUCUUAUAUAUUUACCGGCAACUAAUAACACACAUACGCCUUGUAUCCCAUCAGCGGAAGUUGCUAGUAGCACUAGUAGCUAUACGACUAUGCUGCCUAGUUUUAGUCAUUACUCUUCAGGCAAGUUCAACUCCAAUUUACGAACAUGUGGAUCAGUUGUGCCUACUAGCGACUACGCAUAUAGUACAGCAGCAUAUCAACAAUACGGUGGUGCUUAUGGAUCAUAUGGUUAUAGUUCCGGUAGCGGAUUACUUAAUUCAUCGUAUUACUACGACGGCGGCAGCAAUCAACCCGCAACUAAUAUCAAUCCUGAUAUUAGAUCGCCAUUAGCCGCAACUCGAGCGAAUUCAUUAGCGUCGGCUGCAUCUCCAACAGGCAGUGCAUGCGCUAAGUCAGAAUCAUCUGACAUUUUCCUUGUCUAG